Molecule: messenger RNA, 3594 nt
Organism: Ipomoea nil (Japanese morning glory)
Lineage: Eukaryota; Viridiplantae; Streptophyta; Magnoliopsida; Solanales; Convolvulaceae
Exons: 7
Coding region: 1-3594 (1197 amino acids)
Molecular function (GO): RNA-DNA hybrid ribonuclease activity; nucleic acid binding
Source: RefSeq, a predicted model, not a curated record
AUGGUGAAGCGAGAUCAUGCAGAGAGAUUGCGGGUGAGGAUAGGUUUUGAAGGUUUGUUCUAUGUGGAUAGUGUGAGGAAUGGUAGGGGACUGGCUUUGUUGUGGAGGAGGAAUAAUACAGCUACACUACUGGGCUAUUCGAAAAACCAUGUGGAUAUUGAGGUCCGUAUGUCAUCAGGAGAGACAUGGCGUAUGACGUGUUUCUAUGGCUUCCCUAAAAGUAGUCAAAGGAGAGAAUCAUGGGAGUUGCUUAAAUCUUUGGUGGGGAAAUCUCCGCUUCCGUGGGUUGUAAUAGGGGAUUUUAAUGAUCUCUUAUUCCAGCAUGAGAAAAGGGGAACCAAUCCACAUCCAGAUAACUUUCUCCGGGGUUUCAGUGAAGCUGUGGAUGACUGUGGAUUGCGUCAGUUACCUAUGAGGGGGUAUCAGUUCACAUGGGAAAAGUAUAGUGGAACAGAUCAAUGGCUUGAGGAGAGACUAGAUAAGGUACUGGCAACGAUGGAGUGGUGUGAUGUGCAUGGAGGGGCGGGGGUGGAGAAUAUAAUUACUAGUAACUCGGAUCAUUCGGCUCUGUUUCUUGAUAUGAAUGCACGAAAAAGGGGAGGAGGAAGGAUUCCUAGGAGGUUCAGGUUUGAGAUGGCAUGGCUGCUUGAUGAGGGGUGUAGAGAAGUGGUGGAAAUUGCCUGGCAAGGGGGGAGGACAGAGGGGUUGUUGAAUUGUCAGCAACGAUGUGGGGAUAGGCUGAUGCGCUGGGGCGGAGACCAUUUUCAUAAGUUUGGUGAGCAUAUCCGGCGACUCCGCAGGGAGCAGGGGCGGAUCCGUGGUAGGAGGGAUCCGGCAUCUUUGGCUCAGUUCCAGCUGUUGAAUAACCAGAUCUCCCAGUUAGAAGCCCAGGAAGAUGUCUUUUGGAGGCAGAAAGCGAAGCAGCAUUGGCUUCGUGGCGCAGAUGCGAAUACGAAAUAUUAUCACAGGUAUGCUUCUGCUAGAAAGAAAAAGAAUUCUGUUUCUAAGCUGUUGAAUGAGAAUGGGGUAUGGGUGGAGGGACAGGAUAUGAAUAAUGUAGUAAUCAAUUAUUUCAAUACAAUUUUUGCUACUAGUAAUCCUGUGUGUGAGGAUUCUUUAUUUGAUGAGUUUGGGCCCCGUGUGACAACUGACCAGAAUGAGGCAUUGUUGUGUCCCUAUGAUGUGGCCGAGGUCAAAACUGCUUUAUUUGCCAUGUAUCCUGACAAGGCACCGGGACCGGAUGGGAUGAAUCCUGGAUUUUAUCAGCGGUUUUGGGAUAUAGUUGGAGAAGAUGUGUCUGCUUUUGCUGUUAAUUGUUUGAAUUCAGGUGAAAUCCCGGGUGAUUUAAAUGCAACUAAUAUUGUUUUGAUCCCGAAAAAGAAUGAUCCUACAACUGUGGCGGAUUUGAGGCCUAUUGCCCUGAGUAAUGUAUUGUACAGGAUUAUGGCAAAAAUGAUCGCCAACAGAUUGAAACCUAUGCUGGGGGAUCUGAUUUCAGAAUCUCAGAGUGCCUUCAUCCCAGGUAGGCUUAUAACGGAUAAUAUACUUGUGGCGGCAGAGGUGGGCCACUUUUUGAAUCGUAAACAGUGUGGAGUGGCUGGGUGGGGAGCGCUUAAACUGGAUAUGGCGAAAGCCUAUGAUAGAAUGGAGUGGCCAUUCUUGAAAAGAAUGCUGGAAGUAAUGGGUUUUGAUGGAAGGUGGAUUAAGCUGAUAAUGACAUGUGUUACCACUGUAUCAUACACUGUGAUGGUCAAUGGCGUGAGUGGAGGCCAGGUGCAACCAACAAGGGGUCUCAGACAGGGAGAUCCACUUUCACCUUUCUUAUUUAUUAUUUGUGCUGAAGCAAAUGUCCAGGAAGCUAUGGUGGUUAAGCGGUGUUUGGAGAGGUAUGGGGAAUUAUCUGGUCAGUUGAUGAAAGAAGAGGUGGCCGAAUGUUUGGGCGUGGCACAGGCAAGGAACUUUGGAAAAUAUCUGGGGUUACCCUCUUUUAUAGAGAGAAAUAAAAGGGCUGUUUUCUCGUAUAUAGAAGAUAAAAUCAGACAAAGAGUUUUCUCGUGGAACAAGAAAUUGUUAUCACAGGCUGGCAAAGAGGUGCUUUUGAAAAGUGUGGCUCAGUCUAUGCCCACAUUUUCAACGAGUGUUUUUUUGCUCCCUGAAUCAGUUUGCGAGUCGGUACAAAGGGCCAUGAAUAGGUAUUGGUGGGGGAAAGGGCCAGACAGAGGAAUCCACUGGAAAGCAUGGAACAAAUUGUGUAUCCCUAAAAAGUUUGGUGGAUUGGGGUUUAAAGAUCUGAGGAAUUUUAAUCUGGCAAUGUUGGGUAAACAGGCAUGGCGUUUCUUAACAAAUUCAGGAUCUCUGCCAGCACGAAUAUAUAAAGCAAGAUAUUUCCCUAAAACUUCUUUUGUUGAUGCAACGAUGGGAAAUAAUCCCAGUUUUUGUUGGCGAAGUUUUAUGGCUGCUCAUGAUUUUGUUGUUGCCCACGUCCGCAGGAGAAUUGGAAAUGGCCAGGAAACUUUGAUAUGGGGUCAUCCGUGGUUGCAGGAUAAUCCUAGUCCACUGGUUCAAACAGUAAUGCCUGAACCAUUAAGGGAUGCAGUUGUUGCAGGUUUAAUAGAUCAGCAAACAAAAACAUGGGAUCCUCAUAUUUUAACAGAUUUAUUUAAGCCUGAGGAUGUGGAUCGUAUUUUGAGAAUACCUGUGAGCCCAGACUAUAAAGACACAUGGUAUUGGCAUAAUGAUGCGAAUGGUUGCUACACUGUAAAAGAUGCUUAUAGGCGUCUAAUGGGAGAAUUUAAUCACACCUUGGGAGAAUUUGAUAGAUGGAUUACAUUGUGGAAGUUGAAAAGCCGUGUGGAAUAUUUCGGGAUUGCCUAUUAUGAAUAUUUCUUCAACAUCUUUCCCGAACUGGCUUAUGACUGUUAUGGAUAUGCUCACAAGGAGAACAGAAACGAGGCGGUCUGGCAACAUGCGGUACGGAGGCUGGAGGUGGUGUGGCGCCGUGCAGCUGCGGGGGAGGCGAGCUACACGGCACUUCAUUCUCGUCCAGAAGCGGCACCGGCCGGCGAGGUGCAGACAGUGGCAGCCGGGCGGACGACGUGCUACGUCGACGCCGGAUACGAUCCGGGGACGGGAGAUGCAACCUAUGGGGCGGUCUUACUCGAUCCGAAUGGUUUGUUCAAAGCAGCGGCAAACGGAAAACUCCCGGGGUGUUUAACUCCUCUUAUGGCAGAAGCACUAGCAUGCAAGGAAGCCUUGUCCUGGCUUAAAGACCGAAACGAGAACGAGGUCGAUAUUCUUAUAGAUUGUCUUGUCUUCAGGAAUGCGGUUCAUGCAACCACAGACCACAUCUCCUUCCCCCGACCCCCAUCGUCUGAUCGAUCAGCGGCUCAGCGCUCCACCAGCGUCCGGCGGCCAACCACCACCAGGCGUCACUCCGGCGUCAGCGAGUCAGGGCAGCGUUCUUCUCCGUCCGUCUUCGCCAAUCGCCUGCUCCGUCUGCUCGUCCACCGGCAGAGUCCUCCGUCUGCUCCGUCUGCUCGUCCACCGCCCACCACUUCACGGCAGAGUCCUCCAGAGUACUAUACAAGUGUAUAG